AUGACCAAUUGUAUCAUUGUUGGAAGCUCCACUCCGAUUGCGGACAAGAACCACCACCAUCUGAAUCUCUCUGGUUGGAAACCUAGUCAAGCGUGGCUGGCAGAACCAGCCAUCGUCGCUAUUUUCUCGCCAGAUGGCUCCCCACAAGCGAAAGGCACCACCCAGGCGACCAAGUGGAUCCAGAGCAUCCACAAGGCCCUUGGUCUGCAGGAAUGGAUGAGCACCACACCAAGUCCCAAGAUCCCCGGGGUGGCCCCCUUCCUGCAAUACAUUCGCCAUGUGUUCGAUGGAGACAUGCUGGACAAACAGCUGUACUUCAGCCUGACCCGGCGACGGCGAUUCAAGCGACUCGAUCUCCACAGCAAGCGACAGCGCACCGUCCACGAGAUGUGCAAGCAAGUCAUCGACCAGGCACCAAAGGAGACCGAAGUGGUGAUUGCCUUUGGGGAUGCAUCCUGGAAACAGGGGAAGGGAUAUGCAUCCAGUCCCAGGAGACUCAGGUUUGCCAAGUACUUUGAGCAGUUCCACCACCACCAGAGACGACCACCAGACCAAUCCGUCUCCAAGAUCCAUGUGUGCUCGGUGAACGAGUUCAACACAUCCCAGGUGUGCUCACAUUGUCGGGAAGCCAAGUGA
Messenger RNA from Polychytrium aggregatum, 636 nucleotides. RefSeq lists its product as uncharacterized. Bases 1 to 636 code for a protein of 211 amino acids. The transcript is spliced from 2 exons. The record is from RefSeq and is a predicted model, not a curated record. Lineage: Eukaryota; Fungi; Chytridiomycota; Chytridiomycetes; Polychytriales.